This is a messenger RNA of Ictalurus punctatus (channel catfish), 2703 nucleotides long. It is a transcript of the gene pltp, whose product is annotated as phospholipid transfer protein. NCBI's taxonomy places the organism in Eukaryota, Metazoa, Chordata, Actinopteri, Siluriformes, Ictaluridae. The transcript has 17 exons. The record is from RefSeq and is a predicted model, not a curated record. The coding region runs from base 216 to 1655 and encodes 479 amino acids. Gene Ontology annotation, biological process: ceramide transport; phospholipid transport; high-density lipoprotein particle remodeling. Gene Ontology annotation, molecular function: ceramide binding; phosphatidylethanolamine binding; ceramide transfer activity.
CAUGAAAGGUUCAACAGAAGGAGAGAGACGGGAUUAGAAAACGCUUGACAGGCCACUGAGGAAUUCUUCAGUGAAGGCAAAUACAAAAGGCUUCUCCAUCCAGUGGGCUAGACAACUUUUCAACCUUCCUCUACAGAGGAAGAGAGACACAGAAUUCAGCCAUUAGAUGCUCAUCCAAAAGGCAAGAGAAACAUCCUUUUGUCCAAUAAGGCAUCAUGGGGCUUUGGGGAAUGGCCAUCAUCAUCGUCCUCCUCCCACACAUGGCACAGAUGACAGAAAUUUCUCCUGGGUUCAAAAUCCGCAUCACGUCCAGAGGACUAGAGUUGUUGAAACUCGAGACACAGAAGUUUGUGGAGGAAGAGCUGGGAGGUAUCGCCAUGCCAGAGAUGCACGGCAUGAAUGGAAAUCUCCAGUAUUCCAUUACAGAUAUAAAGAUAAAAGAGCUGAACCUGACUGCAGAUCUGAGUUUCCAGCCUGUAGAUGGACUGCUGUUUGAUGUGCAGAACUCAUCUAUUACCCUCAACUUCCAGAGACGUGUGAUCUACUGGUUGUUAGAGGAUCAGGGUGCAAUCAACGCCUCCGCAGAAGGCGUAUACAUCAACACCACCCUCCAUCUUGCCAAGGAUGAUGAGGGCCGUCUCAAGAUUGCCAAUGUCAGCUGUGAUGCUUCCAUCGCCAAGAUGAGGGCCAAGUUUGGCGGGACUUUUGGGAGGCUUUACGACUUUGUUGGCACUUUCCUGACCACAGGAAUGCGCUUCAUAUUAAAUCGAAAGAUUUGCCCUGCUCUGAAUCAUGCUGGUCUUGUGCUGGUCAAUCAACUGCUGGAGACAAUUCCAGUGCGUGCAGAAGUGGAUAGUUACAUUGGCAUUGAUUACUCACUCUUGAGUGACCCAGUGGUUACUGGCACCAGUCUUGAUAUGGAUUUCAGGGGGAUGUUCUAUGACUUGCAGAACGAGAGUGACAUUCUGGAGAAUUAUUCUCCGAAUCCAGUGUUGAACGAGUACAACCACAUGAUCUAUAUGGCUCUCUCCGAGUUCUUUUUCGACAGUGGACUUUAUUCAUAUUUCAAAGCAGGGGUGUUCAGGAUGCACAUAGCGAAUGAACGAAUGCCAAAAGAUUUGGAGAUGCUUCUCAGGACCACCUACUUUGGAGCAAUCAUGCUAUUGAACCCUGCUCUGUUGGAUGCUCCAAUCUCAUUAGAGAUUGAUGUAACAGCAGCUCCUAAGUCUAGCAUCCAGACAUUGGGGGCAACGGUAGCUGUACAUGCUGGUGUCAGAGUGCUGCUUCUACCUGCAGGAAAAUCACCUGUCCAGCUCAGCAGUAUGACGAUGGAGUCCAAAUUGAAUGCCAAGGUGUACAUGAAGGAUAAGAGAUUGGCUAUACAGCUGGACCUGAGAAGGUUUAAAAUCUUUUCUAACCAGUCUGCUUUGGAGUCGUUAGCGCUGAUUCCACUGCAAGCGCCACUGAAGGCUCUUCUCCAAAUGACAAUCGUGCCCCUUUUAAACAAUUACACUAAGAAAGGUGUACAGAUCCCUCUGCCAGAUGGAAUCAACCUCGUCGAGGACGUGGUUAAGUAUCACAAUGGCUACAUCACUAUUGGAGCCAAUCUCCAUUUCCGGAGUGGUCUGAAGGAGCUAAUUGAGAGGACGUCUUAAGAGCCUGACAAAUAUUUAAACACUCUUGUUUUUCCCUUAACUAGUGCCCCGCCCCUUUCACAUGUACUUUUAGUCAACGCUUACUACAUACAGUAAACACCACCCAAAUAUUUUACAGUCUUUGCCAGAUGCAAUCACAGAUAAUACCCUUACAUACUUUGUCUUCAACUGUAGCUACAUUUGAUGUGUAUGGUGUUGUCAGAAUAUAAUUAAUCCCUACUGUAUUACUCAUAUGCAUCUACUUCACACUGGUUAGAACACAAGUAUUACUUUAGUAUUUUGGUAGCCUUUGUUAGUGGAAGACUUGUACUGGAACUAAAAACUGAAUUAACAAUUUUGUCCCAAAUAUAAUCUAAGAAGAAAUGAGGCAAGUAUUUUUUUUUUUUCUAGAAUUUUAAUCAAUGUCUUAAAAAAAACAUUCCAUGUAGACAUGUACCAAUUCUGGAUUAUAAAACUAAAUUAUUCCUUGAUCCUGUAAUACAUGCAAAGUUCUUUUAUGUCUGUUGAACAUCUUACUUUUCGAAUUCUCCAUGUACAAUUUAUCAAGUUAAUUAAAAUUAUCAGGUUUAUUUUGACAGACAAAGAAGGAUCUGAUAGAUUUUGAUUGGGGGUGGGGGACAAACAAAAAACACACCACCUGUGAUGGUAAAGGCACAUCAAUACCUUCAUUUAGAAAUUCAAUGCAAUUUAAAGCAACCCUGAGCAACUGGAGAAAACUAGGUCCACAUGUUUCCCCCGUUUCAUUUUGGUCUUGCAUUUCUUCUUGUGAAAUGAUGUACUAAUCCCUUCUUAAAAUUUAAAUACUUUAAAUCUUCCUGCAAGAUACUGAGUAUUAGUUGAAAAGCUGAACGUUUAUAAAAAAAAAAACAAAAAAACCCCCACACAGACUCAUCAGUCCAGAAUUAGCAGCUACUACAAUUAAGCCCCUCAUGUAAGAAUUAUACAGUCACUUGAAGCAAAAUGAUAAUAUUGUGAACAGCAGCCUGCAAUGGUUUCAGCCACAGUUAUGGAGAGAAAAAAAAAAAAUAAAAAAAAAUAAAAAAAAAAA